UGGAUUUCUGUUUCAGCAGCCUAUGAAAAUGAAGACCAUUUACUUUGGAAACCUGGUGUGAUUUCAGAAAGUAAAGUUAAAGAAUACCUUUUUGAAACCUCCUUAAGAACAGGAAAUGAAGAAGUGAUUGGCAGAAUUCCUGAAGGGCUAUAUACAAGGGACAAUGAGCAAGCACUGUAUGAACUUCUCAAGAGUAGCCAUAAUGUUAAAGAAGCAAUUGAGAGAUACUGUUCAAAUGGAAAGACAUCUCAGGAAGAGAUGACAGCAUGGACAGAUGAAGAAUGCAGAAGCUUUGAACAUGCACUUCUGAUUUAUGGAAAAGACUUUCAUCUCAUACGGAAAAACAAGGUAAGAACCAGAACAGUUGCUGAGUGUGUGGCUUUCUAUUACAUAUGGAAAAAGUCAGAACGUUAUGAUUACUUUGCUCAGCAAACAAGAUUUGGAAAGAAGAGGUAUAACCAUCAUCCAGGAGUUACGGACUACAUGGAUCGUUUGGUAGAUGAAGUGGAAGCCCUUAGUGGAGUAGUACAUUCUUCAGCCUUAACAUCUAAUACUCGAACAGAAACCAUUCCUGAUCAACAGCUAAGCAUUCUGAACUCGAUCACUGCCAAUGAGUUGACAGCACUGACAAAUAGUGUAGCUACAGUCUGCCGCGCUUCAGAUGUGAACUGCCUGGAUGAUGCCUUUCCUUCUAUGGACAACUUACCCCGAGCACCAGUUAAUCAUGUGCCUGUUGGAACAGAAGAAUUGCUUAACUUGCCUAGCAAUGGUGAAAGUGAUUGUUUUAAUUUAUUUGAGACUGGCUUUUAUCAUUCAGAGCUAAACUCAAUGAACAUGUGCAGUGAAGAGACAGACAGACCUGCAAAGAGAUUGAAAAUGGGAAUUGCUGUCCCAGAAUCUUUCAUGAAUGAUGUCUCUGUAAGUAACCUUAGUGUGGACUUUGAGAACCACACGCAUCAUAUUACAAGUGCCAAAAUGGCUGUUUCAGUGGCUGACUUCAGCAGUCUAUCUGCAAAUGAGACAAAUGGUUUUAUCAGCACCCACGCUCUUCACCAACAUACUGCUCUUCACUCAGAAUGACUGUAGAAAAUGAAACAAACGGUGGGUACUUUAUGCAGUAGUAGUAAACUUGAUGGGAGCUAUCAGGUUUGCCUAGUCUUUCACUGGAAGUUUGAACUUUAUGACAUCAGUGAUGUCUUUGUAUAUAUAGAACUAUAUCUUGAUUUAUCAAGAGUAAUUUCUUUUUUUUUUUUUUUUUCAGUCCAUAAAUGUGGAAAUGUAACAUGAUGCUUGGCAGAGUUUGGGACUAAGAGAACUCUGUGUUGCAGCUUUAAGCUCUGCUUCAAUGUUUUUUUAAAGCCUGUAGACAGAGGCCACCAUUUCAAAACCAGCACAGAAGUUCUGAACUGAUUGGAGUGGCUUUUUAGUCUGUUACUUCUGCUGUAAUAAAUGUAGUGGAAUAACAGUGUUUACAGGUAUCAGUCCUGAUCCCUGCACAAUGUAGCAUUUUUUUUUUCUUAUAAAGGCAAGUAUGGGUUUCUUUAACUUAAACUGCACAAACAUACAAGCUUUUUUUUUUUUUUUUUUUAAUGGGACCUUCUCUUGUGAUACUAAACUAGAGCACUUCAGUUUACAAAACAGCAAGUUCAUCUUGGUGGAAGCUAGUACAAGGGACUUAACAUGAGUAAAGUAUGAAGACAUGCAAUUGGAUGCUGUUACAAAAUUAUAGGCCAUGGCUACCUUACACAAAUAAUUAUACUGCCAGAGGUGUCUGUGUACUUUGACCUUACUGGCUUAAGCAGAUGCAUUUUAGGCUGUUGUAUUCUGAUGGGUUUUGUCUACAACUUUGAAGAGUAAUAUAAUUGUGUAACUAAGCUUUAUACAAUGUCAGCUGCCUUAGGAAAGUUAUGGUCUGCACAGUUUAGGAUUUACAGCUAGUCUAUUUUGGAAGACAUCUUAAAUUGUUUGGAGCGCUGCAGUUCAAAGUGUUACAGUUUUGAAGGACUGUAUAGUUUAUAUAGAAAUAGUAUAACAAGAAAUAGUAUGUAUUUAAAAACUUCAGUGUGGAUUGCAUUUAUCUGUUUUUAGUAAAGUCAUUAGCUGAAAAAUGGCACUUUGCUACCUUGGACAAAUAGGAAAAGAUGAGUAAAAAAGUAGCUAUUUAACUUCAGUAAAUUUUUAUUCUGAAAGUUGAAUGCAAGUUAGAAAGUGCAAGUUCCAGAAAGUUUGUAUUGCAAAUGCUUGUUCUAAUUCUUAUGGGACAGUUGAACCAAACAUAGUACUGGUUUGUAACAUGUAGCAUACAACUUGCAGAUAUUUUUUUUUUACUGAGAAUCUGAACCUUAUUUCCAUAAGAUUAGUUUUCUCUCCAUAAUUUUCUUUGCACUGAUCAUAUUAUAAAUUUAAUUGGCUCUAACUAACUUGUUUUCAUUAUUCAAGUGAUUAAAUUUAUGUUGCUGAUAUUUGUAAUAGUUGCUUCAAGGUCAUCCUGAGUAAUUAGAAAGUAGUGACCUUAAUAUUUGAAAGGGAAGAGGGUAUUUAUUAUGCAUACUGUGAACUGCAUUGACAUCCUGAAUUUUAGAUGGAAGCAUGGAGUUUUCUUUACAGCAUGGUAAUGAAGAUUACUUUGAAGUGUUUACACAAUAGCACCUUUACUAUAUUAAAAAGAAAUUAGUUGAGCACAGUGGACAAAAAUAGAUAAUUUUGUAAUCAGUUCUUAACUUAUACAUCUGAUAUAUGUAAUUCUAGUAAGUACACAGUAAAUAAUGGGUAGCCUUGACCCUGUUGUACUCUGGCCUUUUUUAGCCAAGUUGUCAGCUUCUGGUUGCUGUUUUGUGCUGAACUCUGUACCUUAUUUCUUUUGUUUAUGAAUCAACACAUUUUAUUUAAUUUUGGAAAAUAUUGGCCAUAAUCAUUUAUUAUUAUACAUUCAAGUUUAUCUGUGGGUUUACAAUGAGUGGCUGGUGUGUAUUACAGAAAAAAUCAUUAUACAAAAAUCAUUAUACAAAUAUGACUGAUUAUACCAGUUGCACUUAAAUGAAUAUGCCCAUUCUCAUUAACUGAUGCAGUAAUAUAUUCGGUUUAUCUAUGCAUUGCUGGGAUCUUAAUGUAGACAGAGACUUGUCUAAGGUUUAGGUUGUCAGCAAGUUGAAUGGACACUUUAGUUAUUUAAUAAUGACUUUUGACCAAAAUAAUUCAGAAAAUGAUAUGAGAGAAAAAUGAAUUUCAUCUAGUCUAAUAGAUUUUUAAAUGCUGAUCUUAUUUAACCUGUUGGCUAGCUAGCUGAUAUUGUUUACUUUGAAUUCCUUGUGAAAAUGAGGCAAUAAUUUGCAAGGUUUUGUAAAUAUGUAAAUCUUCAUCUUUUUAGUUACCUAUUUCACUAUUUACUGACCACUUCUGUGUAUAGUAACAUUUUUGUGCAUGCUCGAUGUGACGUUCAUAAAUCUGUACCACUAUGGCUUUAUCCAUGUAAAAUAGCUAUUUAUUGUUUUUUUUUUCCUUUUAAAAGUUGGACUUAUUUUUCUCUCUAUUUAAACAUUUAAAUGGAGAACUUGUUACCAUUUUUUUAAUAGAAUUGUGUUUUAAAAGUCAGCAUGAAGAUAACUGAAUUGCAAGCAUAUGAAGAAAUUAUAUUGCCUUGGUUCUUAGAUGGUGAAGCACAAUUCUUAUAACAAACUGUGAUGAAUUCUUUGUCCUUUGCCAUGCUUUUUCCCCAUACAAACAAACCAAAAAUCCAUAAUGUGCGAUUGCAGUAUUGGUAAAUGUAUUCUUAUUUAUGCACAGGGAAUCUGAAGAGGAUAGCUGAUUCAUUUAGAAGUGUAACUGGUGCUGUGAUUAUAGCAAUACUUAUACUUUUGUUAAGUCUUCUCAUGCUAUAUUUUCAAAUGUUUAGUUUUCCUCUUGUCAUGGUCAAACUACUGAAUUUAUUUGAAGGAUGUACAAUACUAUUUGAAGAAUACUAAAUUGUGUAUAAUUAGGUCAAUUAAUUGCUUCCUUUUUUAAUUUUUAAAACUGAGAGAAAAAAUGUAUGAAAACUUCAGAUCCAGUAGAACAUAGUGAUGCUCCUUAAUUUAACUGAAGUCUCUAGUGAAUAUUUCAACUUUGAAUGUAAACUAAUGGAUAAACUGACCAAGAGGGACAUUAUUUGCCCAGGACUACAAAUACAUUAUCUACUGAUGGCAAAACUGAAUACAGUAAUUUAUAAAUUAAACGACAAGGUUACUAUUUCUUUUUAUUCCUAUUUUUCAUUUGAAAAAGGAAAAUACCUAUUGUAUUUUACAAUUGAUAGUAUGGUUAGAGUCCUCUUAAUAAAACAGAUUCCAGUUAUUCUCAGUUCAAAGUAAGUACCCUGUGCAUAACAAUAAAUUUAUUGACAAUCAGAACAUGUUUUAGUAUCAGAUGUUCAAGAGGGAAGUUGCUGUUGUUGCAUUGGUUUUAAUAUUUGUACAUACACUUUUUUUAGCAUUAUUUUGUAUUUGUUGUACUUUAAUACCUGGUGUACAGUUCCAGAAAUAAAUGUCUGGAAAUCUUU
Molecule: messenger RNA, 4531 nt
Organism: Oxyura jamaicensis (ruddy duck)
Lineage: Eukaryota; Metazoa; Chordata; Aves; Anseriformes; Anatidae
Product: mesoderm induction early response protein 3-like
Exons: 6
Biological process (GO): negative regulation of transcription by RNA polymerase II
Cellular component (GO): nucleoplasm
Molecular function (GO): transcription corepressor activity; histone deacetylase binding
Source: RefSeq, a predicted model, not a curated record